AUGUCUGCACCCAAUGAAGAUAUCUCCAAGUAUGAUUCCACCUACGAUGAGGACGCCAAGUCGCGGGUCAGGGCCCAUCAAAAGAUCGACGGGCACGAACUCAAGUCCGAAUUCGAUGUCCUCACAGUACCUCAGGUCAUGUGGAAGUUCCGCAAAGCCCUCUCAUUCGGCGUCAUCAUUGGUGUUACCGCACUUGCAGAUGGCUACGCCGGUAUGAUCAAUGGUGUGAUCAUCGCCAAUCCUGGCUUUGUCAAGCAGUUUGGAACAGUCACGACACCUGAUGGCACUAAAGCUCUCGCGCCAAGUAUAGUCUCCGCUUGGGGUGCCGUGCAGGCGGCUGCGCAGAUCCUCACCUCUCUGACUUUCUCAACUUUCUCUGACCGAUACGGACGGAAAGUCACCUUCUACACAGUCUGGGCACUCACAGCUAUCUCUUUCGUCACUUUCCAAGUCUGUACUGAGUGGAAGUUGUUCUUGGUAUCCCGUAUAUUUGGUGGCGCUGGUCUCGGUGCCGCACAAUCCUUAGCACCGUCUUAUAUCUGUGAAUUCGCGCCUGUCCGGACACGUGGUCUUGCAUUGCUGGUGUAUUACAUCUGCAACUCCCUUGGUCUCCUGAUGGGGCCCGUGGUCAUGGAGAUCUUAUCUCGUACACAACCCGAGAACUAUAAGAUCGCCAUCUACACCCAGUGGCCAGUUCUUGCCUACAUGGCGUUCGCUUACCUUUACGUCCCCGAAUCUCACUGGUUCUACGCCAUCCAUGACCAAGACGAAAAGGCUAAGAAAACCAUGCGCCGUGCCUAUGGCAAGAUCGAGAAUUACGACAUUGACACUGAGUACGCCAUCAUCAAAAACACCUUAAUGGAGGAGCGUGCUCAGAACUCUUACGGGACCUUGCAAGAUGUUCUCAAAUCCUACGUUGCGGUCUUCCAGGGACGGAACAAGUGGCGACUGAUUGCUGGAACUGUGCCACUUAUGUGUUGCCAGCUGUCAGGGGUCAACCUUUUCGGUAACUACUCUGCAUACUUCUUCUCGUUGGCGGGGUUCAGCAACCCCUACCUCGUUCAGGUGCUUAUUUUCGGCUCCACACUAGCGACACAGUGUGUCACAGCUUUUGUCGUCGAAUACGUCGGUCGUCGGCGACUCGUAUUUAUUGGUGCUAUUGUGGACUGUAUCUGCUGCGCAGUGAUCGGCUUGAUCGGUAGCCUUGGAAAAACUCUGGUCUUAAAGGACUUUGUCAUCGCUGUGACUAUGAUCUGGGCGGUCUUCAACACAUUCCUUGGAACACUUGGAGGUUCAUACACUGCAGAGGCGCCUUCGAGUCGUAUGCGUACCCGUUCCGCCGGUAUCUCCCAAGGCGGAGUUGCCAUCAUCGGUCUUGCCCUCACCAUUGGCAUCCCGUACAUGAUCAACCCACCUGCCAACCUCGGUCUCAAGUCUGGCUGGGUGUUUGCUGGUCUCAUGUUUCCCAUGUGCUUUGCCGUCUACUUCCUGGUCCCUGACUUCACUGGACGAUCGCCGUCAGAGCUAGACGAACUCUGGGAGGCGCGAAUACCUGCCUGGCGCUUCCAUAAGACCAAGACAAAUAUUCAGCUGGAUCUGCAGCAGAGGAUGGAGUACGAAAAGGCCAUGUCUGGAACCCCUGCCGUUCUUACGGAGGACUAA
This is a messenger RNA of Kockovaella imperatae, 1662 nucleotides long. Its product is annotated as general substrate transporter. The record is from RefSeq and is a predicted model, not a curated record. Gene Ontology annotation, biological process: transmembrane transport; carbohydrate transport. The transcript has 11 exons. Gene Ontology annotation, molecular function: carbohydrate:proton symporter activity. Bases 1 to 1662 code for a protein of 553 amino acids. Lineage: Eukaryota; Fungi; Basidiomycota; Tremellomycetes; Tremellales; Cuniculitremaceae. Gene Ontology annotation, cellular component: membrane.